UAUUUCACUUCAGGCAUUAGGCUUCUAGUCCCAGUCCCACACCUGACAGCAGAAUGUCUGACAAAGGAACCUUCGAUACCAACGUGCUGACCCUCACCAGGUUUGUUCUGGAGGAGGGCAGGAAGGCCCAGGGAACAGGUGAGCUGACGAACCUGCUGAACUCAAUCUGCACAGCUGUUAAAGCCAUCUCAACUGCUGUCAGGAAGGCUGGGAUCGCUAACCUAUAUGGCAUUGCUGGAAGCACCAAUGUGACAGGGGACCAGGUGAAGAAGCUGGACAUCCUGUCCAAUGACCUGGUCAUCAACAUGAUCAAGUCCUCAUUCAGCUCCUGUGUGCUGGUGUCAGAGGAAGAUGAGAAGGCCAUCAUUGUGGAACCAGACAAGAGGGGAAAAUACAUUGUAUGCUUUGACCCACUUGAUGGUUCCUCAAACAUUGACUGUCUUGUCUCGAUUGGAACAAUCUUCGCCAUCUACAAAAAGACCACAGAUGAUGAGCCAUGUGAGAAUGAUGCUCUGCAGCCUGGAAGACAGCUCGUGGCAGCUGGUUAUGCUCUGUACGGCAGCGCCACCAUGAUGGUCCUCUCCACCGGUCAAGGGGUCAACUGCUUUAUGCUCGACCCUUCAAUCGGUGAGUUCAUCUUGGUGGAUCGGGAUGUGAAGAUUAAGAAAAAGGGAAAAAUCUACAGUUUGAAUGAAGGAUAUGCACAGCAUUUUUAUCCAGAUGUGACAGAGUACCUACAAAAGAAGAAACACCCAGGGGAUGGUUCUGCUCCAUACGGCAGUCGAUAUGUUGGCUCCAUGGUUGCUGAUGUUCAUCGUACUUUGGUGUAUGGAGGCAUCUUUUUAUAUCCUGCUAAUGUCAAGAGUCCUAAGGGCAAGCUAAGGCUGCUGUAUGAAUGCAACCCCAUGGCCUUCAUCAUAGAGCAGGCAGGCGGCAUAGCCACCACAGGAUCUAUCAAUGUUCUGGACAUCCAGCCCAGCACCAUUCACCAGAGAGUCCCUGUGGUCCUGGGAUCCCCCGAUGAUGUGCAGGAGUAUAUUUCCAUCUUUAAGAAGCAUAACAAAUGAGUUUCUUUGGAUUUAACAGGUAGAGUCUGGUGGUCAGCAAACUAAAGCAGUACUAACAGUACAUCAAGUGCUUUGUACUCAUUCCUUCAACUGCACUGAUUAAAGGAACCAGGAACCUCAUGAACUCUGCCUCACACUGUACUGUGUGUUAUUUGUAGAGACUUACCCUGUAUUUUUUAAAUAAAGACAAAUAAAAAGUU
This is a messenger RNA of Scomber scombrus (Atlantic mackerel), 1267 nucleotides long. RefSeq names its product fructose-1,6-bisphosphatase 1b (gene fbp1b). The transcript has 8 exons. Lineage: Eukaryota; Metazoa; Chordata; Actinopteri; Scombriformes; Scombridae. Gene Ontology annotation, biological process: fructose 6-phosphate metabolic process; gluconeogenesis; fructose metabolic process. The record is from RefSeq and is a predicted model, not a curated record. The coding region runs from base 54 to 1067 and encodes 337 amino acids. Gene Ontology annotation, molecular function: fructose 1,6-bisphosphate 1-phosphatase activity. Gene Ontology annotation, cellular component: cytosol; cytoplasm.